This is a messenger RNA of Linum tenue, 1494 nucleotides long. Lineage: Eukaryota; Viridiplantae; Streptophyta; Magnoliopsida; Malpighiales; Linaceae. The record is from the annotation of a GenBank genome assembly.
AUGCUUCUCUCUCCGGGCCACUCCCCGAGGCACAUCUCGUCGCCGUCGCCGUCUCUGAUCUCGGAGGACGCUCUCCAGGUCUCAUCCAAAUCAGGCGGCGCUUCCUCUUCCAGGAAGCGGCCGAGGGUUCUCGAUGAGGACACAUACGUGGCCGCAAUGGAGAAGAUCAUCGAGCGGGAUUACUUCCCCGACAUCUCCAAGCUCCGGGACCGUCUUGAUUGGCUGGAGGCGGUGAAGACGGGAGAUCCGAUGCAGAUACGAGACGCUCAGCUGAAGAUCAUCGAGCGCCGCGGGAAGAAGGCCGGGAAUCCAGGGUCCGAUUCCACUCUGCGGGGACCAAGCCGCACCAGGACACCAGGUUCUACUUUCAUGCGUAAUUUCACCCCUCUAGAUGAAUUCGAUGUCACAACUCCUAGCGUUCUCAAUGCUAAUUUAUCGGGCGAGCCUGGAGAGAAUGAACCAGCGGAUGUAGAUGAAUCUCUAGGGUUAGAUGAGUUCCUCAGGAGGUAUACUAGCGAGGAUAACGAUAGUUUUGCUAAGAUAUUAACCAAAGUCAACAAGAAGAGGAAGGAGAAGUAUGCUCAUUUGUUGGAAGGUGAGAAGGAAGAAGAUGGUAAGUCCAUAGAAGAUGCAAAGCGGGAUAGGAUUACUGAUGGUUAUGGAACUUCCGAUCAGCCUCCGAGUACGUUAGAAAGCUGGAAAUACACUGCAAAGAAUCUGCUCAUGUAUCACCCUGCUGACAGAGGUGAAGCUCCAUUGACCGAGGAAGAGCAGGCCAUUCGAUUGCAGGGACUAACCAAAGAGAUCAACAAGGGGAGCACUAGAUUCCAUGGUAAAAUGAUGGAUACUAGGCCGAAUGAUGAUGGCACCUUGGAAGUUCUCUACACUCCAGUUGUAGGUGGGACACCAAUGCCCAUGUCUGAUAGAGAACGAGAUAAGAUGAAGAAGUAUGAUCUUGACGACUUGAAGAAGUCUGCGAAUGGGUACAGCUUCGUGAAGACGCCAUCGCCUGCUCCAGGUGUCGACGAAUCACCAUUCAUCACGUGGGGUGAGAUUGAAGGGACACCGAUGAGAUUAGAGGAUGAAGACACUCCAAUUGAUAUUGGUGGAAAUGGGGAUGGACCACACUUCAGGAUCCCGAAUCCGCCUCCAAGGGAUGUCAAAGCUCACUCUUUGUCUAGGGAUGCUGCACGAAAAUUGCGGGAGAGAUCAAAGAUGUGGCAGAAACCGCCGUUGCCUUCCCCUAGCAGAGGGGGAAGUGCUAGCCCUAAUGUUCGGACGCUGUCACCUGCAGCCCAGAAGUUUGUGAGGAAUGCGAUUUCAAAGAAUUCGGGGUCAGUUGUGGAUGAGUCUCUUCGAGCUAGUUAUCGAGGUGGGAGUCCUUUGUUGGGGACCCCCAAGAGCGGGAGGAGCGUGUCAAGGCUUGGAAGAGAUGGCACUAGCAAUAUUUCCAGGUCGCCUUCUGUGAGAGAGGGUUCCAAUCCUCCAUGGUAA